AUGAAGCUCGUUCUCGGUCUCCUACUCCCUGCCCUGGGCCUAUCUUCCUCCGUCAAACGUGAAGAUACAUGGGGUGGCAGCGUCUCUCUCGGCCCUACCAAAUCCACCAUCGUCAACGCCGUCACCACCCUCAUCCCCGGUGCGGCGCCUGCAACUCAAAGCGGCGAGCUCUUCCUCUGGCCUGGGAUGAGCAACGGCACAGGCGAUCUCGUCCAAACCACGCUGGAAAGCUGGCCCAGCAAUGACUGGUGCGGUGCAACGACGGGCCAAUGGUGUGUAAGGGCCAGUCUGUUCGGUAGUUUUGGACAGCUGGAUGGGGAUGCCAGUCCAGUGAGCGGGACGGAUCAGGUUCGCAUCGAGUAUACUUUGUUGGAUGAUCAGGACACCUGGGUGCAGAAUGUUACCAAUGCGCAGACGGGUAAGGUCCUGUCGACCUUCUCGCACAAGUCUGGACCUUAUAUGACAGGAUAUGGCACUGGAACUGAGUGUAACGGUGGCUGCACGGGCACUGUCGCAGAGCAAAAAUACCUCAACACGAAGAUCACUCUGGCCUCGGCCGACACUACAUUUGGCAACACCAUUGCUUCGGCUGCCGGUGCGACGUACUCUGGCUUGAGCUCGAGCGAGGGAGGAAAGGUGUGGACGAUCGAGAGCAUCACCAUUCCCGCCAUGUCGAGUUCGUAG
Messenger RNA from Aspergillus novofumigatus IBT 16806, 684 nucleotides. RefSeq lists its product as uncharacterized. The record is from RefSeq and is a predicted model, not a curated record. Bases 1 to 684 code for a protein of 227 amino acids. NCBI's taxonomy places the organism in Eukaryota, Fungi, Ascomycota, Eurotiomycetes, Eurotiales, Aspergillaceae. The transcript has 3 exons.